AUGAAGAGCAUAGUGAUAUUUCUCGGAAUCCUGACCUUGUUUUCGCGCACCGUUGUUGCGGUGGUCGGCGGGUCCAUACUCGCGCACUGUUAUGAAGCCAUAUAUCUCUAUUAUGGUUAUCUGGCCGACUUGGGAAUCAAUGGAGACAGCCGAACUCUCGGCACCGGGUGCCACCCCAGUAAGGGCACUGUUUGCACCGUGUGGGAGUUCAUCGACAGCAUUGAAACCAGGUUUGAUGCCGCAAAGUUAGGGGAUGGUGGCACGAUAGGCGCUACCACUCGCCCUGGCGACCUAGAAGAACUCGCCGAUACGAUGGCCAAAAAAGGCUUCAAUAGGUACAACGACUACGCCAUGUUUGGUGGACCGGUUUUUCACAGCCAGGUUCUUCUCAAAGCCACCAAAAUUCUCAACGACGCGCGCAACAACCACCCUAAUGUUCUUCAAGGGGGGAUUUUGGGUCAGGCCAAGAAGGCAUUGCUGUAUGCCCAGGGCGAGCGUGAGCAGGAUACGCUAGCGUCUAAAAGGGCAGCCGUGCAGAAGGACUGGGGGAGGGAGGAUCUGGUGAUUGUGGAGAAGCAGGUGGUCUUGGAAGGCGGGGUCACAUUUCAGGACAUUGAUUGGCGAGCAACUGCGGAGGCAAGUGCAAUAAAAUCAGGCAAAGAAUUUCAACGUGUGUUAGCGGGCUUCGUGGAUUUUUCUAGAACCAUGAGUCGGGAUGAGGAUGUUGACGCUGAGCUCCGGAAACAUCUCCGCAUCGUGCAGAGUAUUCGCACGCAGUCCGACUCUCUGGGCAGCUUGGCCGCCUGCAAGGCCCUUGAGUAA
Molecule: messenger RNA, 822 nt
Organism: Penicillium samsonianum
Lineage: Eukaryota; Fungi; Ascomycota; Eurotiomycetes; Eurotiales; Aspergillaceae
Exons: 1
Coding region: 1-822 (273 amino acids)
Source: RefSeq, a predicted model, not a curated record